Molecule: messenger RNA, 2139 nt
Organism: Aspergillus ochraceoroseus IBT 24754
Lineage: Eukaryota; Fungi; Ascomycota; Eurotiomycetes; Eurotiales; Aspergillaceae
Exons: 1
Coding region: 264-1925 (553 amino acids)
Source: RefSeq, a predicted model, not a curated record
AGAAGACUUUGCAGCUCCUCAUCACCUUUCGUGUAGGAACUCUGUGUGGAGGCCUGGGGUAUUUCAAUGCUCUUGUCGCCCCGUCUCAACUUCUUCUGAAUGUCGUUCGUCCGUUCAGUCCGAACUCUAAAUAGUCUUCGGUCCAAUCUUGUCUUCUUGUUUGUAUAGUCGCACUAGAAGCUCACUCGGUCUGGAUAUCUUUUGAUUUCGUCCCCGCCAACAGCUGGAGCUUUGUGGUAUGGCGAUUUAUCCAUAACCCCAAUAUGAAUCCUUCGAUUGCCCGUAUACAUCAUCCACAGGCUCACCCGGCUGGCAGCUCUUGUGUUAUGUAUAAUAACAUGGGGACCAUGGGGCCUGGGAAUCUAGUGGACCAGAUGGGCCGCCUUAAUGUCAGUCGGAGCAUGAAUUUUCCAGACAACAAUCAGAGGACAAGAGACAUUACCCCAGAUGCGUAUAAACAUACAGGCGUCUGUUACCUGGGCUAUACAUUUUUCAAGGCACAACCAAAUCCCGGUCAUAAGGCAACCUGGGCUAAAGCGGAAAAAACCCGGAUGAAUCUAAGCCAGAGUGACCUGAUCAACUUGGUGCAGAGAAAGGCCAAGAGAAUCUCCGUCGCAGGCCAGUAUCAGGAUUUAACAAUAAGCAAACAAUCGCACGUAGAUCGCUUGAUCGAGGAUCUCAGACGGAACAAACCCGAGUUCCAGUGGAUGUGUGUCUAUGUGAAGGAGGUGACGAGGGAUGUCAAGGGCAAGAAAUUUCGCCGCGGUGGCUACGAAACCACAUCCAUGGAUAUCAUCCUCAUGGGAAAGCCCUUAGCUCCAUCGUAUCCAGAGAGGGGUCUUGCAGAUGCAGAUGCUUCUUUCCAGGUCAAGGACAGAAUACCGCCUGUCGGCCCCGAGCAUCCUAUAUCCGAACAAGAGCCUAGGAUGGUGGCUGGAGGCAUCCAACCCGAUGAACAGUGUAACGGACAAAACUUUCACCCGCAGCAAAUGCCGCCACACAUACAUCCCUCCCAGCAGCCCGCGUCUCAGUUUCAUCAGCAAGGUCCUCCUCUACCACCACCACGUCAACAUCCAGUUGGAGGCCCACCGUGUCUCAAUCAGGGACCUUGGACUCAAGGGACGCCAGCAGGGGCGCAUGUACCGCAACAUACACCAGUUGUACAUGGUCAGAUGGGGCCUCGGCCUCACAACGAUAACAUAAAGCAUGCGACCCCCCAGCCAGGCUCCUACCACGUCCAACCUGGAGGGGCCGGCCAUCGACGUGGCAAGUCCCCAAUGCAGGCCUUUGUGUCGGAACCAGAGCCAGUGGGGGGAAGCACCAGCAGCGGAGAGGACUAUAUUUUCUCUCUGGAUCCAGAAUGUGGAAACUCAGAAGUAGACCUCUCCGGUGAGGAUGUUGAAGCGUCCGAAAAACAGGCACCCUUUCGUGGGAGUCUCUUUCGGGGGCAUUCGGCUGAAAAAUCCAAACGAUCGCGCGACGUUUAUCGUACGCAUUCCCGAAAGCACGCACUAAGAUCUUCCAGUCGCAAGCUCAACCGAUACCGCGAGGAGGGUAGUAUCGAAUUAAUUCCAUCGGAGGAUAGACACGCUGUUCAACAUUGCAGAAGAGCUCAUGGUGGUGGUAGUCGGGAGUUAGGUCGACAACCACCACCACCACCACCACCACAACCACCCAUUAGUCUCGACGACCUGGAUCUAGUAUAUGUGAACCAUCUGCAUGGAGGACGGGCAAAGAAUGACAUCCGAGACCGAUACCUGAAGAACUGGGAGGCUAACCUGACUGAGCGUGAGAGGUUAGUCGAAAUCAACACCCGAAUGCUCAACGACCGGAUCCAUGAUGUGGGCAUCUUGGGCCGCUAUAGAUCAUUGUGGGAGCCGGGGACCAUGUAUCCUUCGAGAUAUCUAGCGGAUGGGCUUCAUUGAAUGAUUUUGUUUAGUGUAAGUGUGGAUUCCCAAGGGUUCUAAAUCUUCUCGGGUUCCUAGGCGAUGUGUCUGAACUAUGAUUCCUUUUUUCUCUUUCUUUUCUUCUUCUUCUUUUUUUUUUUACUAUUUUGUCAGGCAUUGGAAUAGUAGUCAGAUGAUAACUGAUAUUUCAAACAUACCUAGAAUUCAAUUUGUCGUGUAGGUUUUGUAGAAG